Messenger RNA from Encephalitozoon cuniculi GB-M1, 435 nucleotides. RefSeq names its product dUTPase. The transcript has a single exon. Lineage: Eukaryota; Fungi; Microsporidia; Unikaryonidae. Gene Ontology annotation, molecular function: magnesium ion binding; dUTP diphosphatase activity. The record is from RefSeq and is marked provisional. The coding region runs from base 1 to 435 and encodes 144 amino acids. Gene Ontology annotation, biological process: dUMP biosynthetic process; dUTP catabolic process.
AUGACAGUCAGUGAGAUAAGAGUCCGUAAGAUAAAUCCCCGAGCUAAGAUUCCGAAGAGGCAGUCGGAGGGUGCUGCCGGAUACGACAUCCAUUCUGUGGAGUCGGGCAGAAUCCCGCCAAACGGGAGGAAGUCUGUGCGAACAGGGCUGGCAUGGGACGUUCCCCAGUCGGUUGUGGGGCUAGUAUUUGGGCGGUCGGGGCUUGCUCUGAGAAAUUGGAUAGAGGUGGUGGAAACAUGUGUGCAUCCGGGAGAAGACAAGGAGCUGGUGAUUACACUUGUUAACAACGGAAGAGAAGUCUUUGAAUACGAGGAAUCCAGCCGCAUAGCACAGCUUGUGUUUGUUCCUGUGCUAAGCUGUGAGAUAGACCUUGUGGAGUCCCUGGACCUGACAGAGCGGGGUUGCCUUGGAUUUGGAUCGACAGGAAUGAAAUAA